Etheostoma cragini (Arkansas darter) is the source of this 2750-nucleotide messenger RNA. It is a transcript of the gene mfsd2aa, whose product is annotated as major facilitator superfamily domain containing 2aa. Lineage: Eukaryota; Metazoa; Chordata; Actinopteri; Perciformes; Percidae. Gene Ontology annotation, cellular component: membrane. The record is from RefSeq and is a predicted model, not a curated record. Gene Ontology annotation, biological process: carbohydrate transport. Gene Ontology annotation, molecular function: lysophospholipid:sodium symporter activity. The transcript has 14 exons. The coding region runs from base 176 to 1714 and encodes 512 amino acids.
UGACGUAGACGCAGUAGUAGAAUGAGUGGAAUGAAUGAGCGGAAGGACAGGGCAGCACGACACGAGAGACUUGACUCAAAGCACAGAGCAAGACAGUAUGAAGCUGUGAAGCGGCUUUUUUCUUUUGACACUGACGAGUAUUACAACAUCUAAAAAAACUCGUCUCUAUAGCACAAUGGCACGAGGAGAGGGCACCGAGCCUUACGCAGCGAGUUUAUUAUCAAUCAAACCUUUAAAUACAGAGAUCAAGACAGUAAAGCCAAAUGACCAAAGAAACCGUCUUUCUGUGUGGAAUAAAUUGUGCUAUGCUAUUGGUGGGGCUCCCUACCAGAUCACAGGCAGCGCUCUGGGCUUCUUCCUCCAGAUCUACCUGCUGGAUGUGGCUCAGCUGGAUCCCUUUCAUGCCUCCAUCAUCCUGUUUGUGGGUCGGGCCUGGGACGCUGUCACAGACCCAGCAGUGGGUUUCCUGGUGAGCCGGAGUGGAUGGACCCGCGUCGGCCGCAUGAUGCCCUGGAUCCUUUUCUCUACUCCUUUUGCGGUGCUGACUUACUUCCUCAUCUGGUACGUGCCUCCCUUUGAGCAGGGGAAGGUCGUCUGGUACCUGAUCUUUUACUGCCUCUUUCAAUCAAUGCAGACGUGCUUCCACGUACCAUAUUCAGCCCUCACCAUGUUCAUCAGCAGCGACCAGAAAGAGAGGGACUCUGCCACUGCUUAUCGUAUGAUGGUGGAGGUGCUCGGCACAGUUCUGGGCACAGCAAUCCAGGGACAGAUAGUGGGUGGUGACGCAAAUUGCCCCACUGAGCCUGAUGAACAUGACCGCAGAAACUCAACCAACACGUCCAUAGUUUCACUGAAUGAGACGAAACAAGCAUACUUGAUUUCUUCAGGGGUGAUCUGCAUCAUCUACAUCUUCUGUGCCACAGUCUUGUUUUUGGGUGUGAAGGAGAAUAAGGAGAGCGGGCGAAAGGUAUCCCACCUCACCUUCUGCCAGGGCCUGUGCCUGGUGAUGGGUUACGGACCGUACAUCAAACUGGUCAUCGGCUUCCUCUUCACCUCUCUGGCCUUCAUGCUAUUAGAGGGAAACUUUGCUCUUUUCAUUACCUACGCUCUCGGCCAUAGAAAGGACUACCAGAAUAUUCUCCUGGUCAUCAUGUUAUCAGGGACUCUGACCAUCCCGUUUUGGCAGUGGUUUCUGAGCCGGUUUGGGAAGAAAAAGGCAGUUAACUUUGGCAUCACGUGGGCAGUACCCUUCAUGAUCCUAAUCGUCUGCAUCAAGAGCAACCUGAUCAUUUCUUACUUGGUCUCAGUGGCGGCAGGUGUGAGCGUGGCGGCAGCUUUCCUCCUGCCUUGGUCAAUGCUUCCCGAUGUAGUGGAUGACUUCAAGGUGAAAAACCCAGACAUCCAUGGUCACGAAGCCCUCUUCUACUCCUACUAUGUGUUCUUUAUCAAGUUUGCCUCUGGAGUAUCCCUGGGUGUCUCUACACUCAGUUUGAAAUUUGCCGGCUAUGUGACUGGGAGCUGCUCACAACCUGAGGCGGUCAGUUUAACUCUGAAGGUGCUGGUCUCCCCUGUGCCUGUGGCUCUUAUAGCUGUGGGGCUGUUGAUAUUGUGGACCUACCCUAUUGAUGAAGAAAGGAGGCAGGGCAACCGAAAACUACUGCAAGAAAUGCUGGACUCUGAGUCUGAAAUUUCAGUGCUUGGAAGCAGCGUGUAGCAGCAGAGGACGAGCCAGCCACCACAGCUGCUUUAAGGUGUUUGCACAGGCUAUCGAGGGACUCGACCACCAACUCUCUGGACCAACAGAGGAGAGGCCGCAGAUCACUGCUGCACAAACACAAUCCUCAUUAUGAGGCUCCCUACAGUGGAUCACGCAAGUUUACGUCGCCCUCUAUUGGCCGGUCAGUAGCAUCGCAGGUGUGAAGUAUUUAACUGUUACCUUUUAUCUUCAGCUGUGUCCAAAUUAAGCUCCAAUCUGCUAAAACUAGAAAGCAGACACAAUUAAAAAAAUUACAUAGUUGGUUAUAUUGGCAGAACUAACGUCCUGGGUUCACUCACUGUUAUAUUAUUUCCUUUAGAGUUUUUUUAUUUUUUAUUAUUCAGUGCCUAGCUGGAACACAGCAAUGCGAUCUGUUCAUAUUUUAACCUAAACAUAAUAUCUAUUACCAAACUGGACAGUAAAAUCUGACCACCUUAUCAGUUAAAAGGAAGAUAAAACAUGUUUUUUUUUUAAAUAACAUUUAACAACUACAGCUCCUAUAAGCAUAUGGCUCAUGGAGCUAAAACAUGGAGUUAUGCAGAUAUUGGAUAAGGAAAUCCAAAGGAUUUUUCCAAAGAUGUGUUAUUUCAUUGCAUGUAACUGUCUACAGGGUUACUGCAUUGUGGGACAGCAGUUUUCAUCAACUCCAUGUUUACGCUACAUCCUAAAAUACUAGGUUGGAAACGGGACGCAGCUUGUGAUUUGUGGUGUUUAUGAAGUAUUUAUUUGCUGGAUGACAAGAUCUGACUUUCACUUGUUCAGACUGGAGUCUGAUGUUACCUUUGAUGUUUAAUAUGUCUUAAGUCACUUGUGUUUUAUUUUCCAUUCAGAUAGUGCUCUGAAGGAAAUAAACAACAGGAGCCCUUAUUUACAAAAGGGCAUACUACCACUGUUUCACUCAUUAGAGUUGUAUGGAGGUGUGCUACACUUUCUGCGUUACGUUUUAGGAGUUUCCUGUAGAUUUUUCAGAAAGGCAAAAACCUACAGUGUACUU